CACAUCUCUCUUCCUCUUCUCUUUCUCUCUCCCUCUCUCUUAGAGAUCGUUCGAUUUCACAGUCAGACAGACUUAUAUUAUUAUUUUCACAAACAUAAUCUUUUUUUGCACACUUAACCAGUCGAUUUCACAGUCAGACAAAUUUACAUAUAACAACAUGGAAAUCGAGCCAAGUGCACCUCAAAUCGCGGGGAAAAAACUAUGGAAUAUAGUGAGAAUUAUGUUCUACAUGUUGAGGAAAGGCAUGUUAAAGAGCAAACUCAUGCAAAUUACCCUUCAAGACAUGUUAAAAAGAGGUAAAAUCGUUGGUAAAGCUAUAAGCAACCUUAUGUUACAUCCUCCACACUAUUCAUCGUCUUCAUUUACGUGCAAAUCAAACAACAACAACGACGUAGCAAUGUCAUUUAUCACACGUCGUGAAUACGAGUUUAGCUGCAGUAAUAGUCCUAAAUUUCCCCUGUAUUUCGCCAAUAAUAAACGUAGGCGAAAUCGUACGUAUAAAUCAGGGGAAAUUGAUGUUGUACAAAAAGUAUUUGAAAUUUUAAAUACUACAAGUACAAGUUAUGAAGCUGGUGGUACAACUUCUAUUGCAGUUGCUUCACCUUUAGCAUUACUUGGAUUUGGAAAAAGUCCAAAUAAUGUGAGAAAAUUAAGAGUUACUGAUUCACCAUUUCCAAUAAAAGAUUCAGAGGAAAAUUAUAAUUCACAAGUUGAUAAAGAUGCUGAAGAAUUCAUUAAGAAGUUUUAUAAAGAUUUAAAGCAACAAAAAAAGAUAGCAUCUCUUGAAUCUCCAUCUCCAUAUCAUGUUUAUGUUAGAUGAAAAAUUAAAAAAAAAAGUGUAAUGAAUUAGUGAAUUUUUUAUUUCCUAAGUUUUUUUUUUUGGGACUAGGAGUUCCAUGACUACCUUCAUUGACAUACAAAGUCAAGUUUCCAGGAGUUUUUGGUAUGGAGCGCUUUAUCUGACACGACUAUAAGAUGGAUAUCAGAUAGCAGAUGAGAAAUAAAAGAAAUCGAAAUUAUAUUGCUUAUGUUUUUUUUUUUUUGACUUUUUCAAAGUUUUUUUCUUUGUGUUAUGAAAUUGAAGGUGGGACAUUAGUUUGCUUGAAGAGAUGUAUGUGGUUGAUCCUAUAAUCCAAAAAAGGGCAACUCUUGUUUUUAUAUUA
Messenger RNA from Solanum tuberosum (potato), 1163 nucleotides. RefSeq lists its product as uncharacterized. The transcript has a single exon. The coding region runs from base 158 to 820 and encodes 220 amino acids. The record is from RefSeq and is a predicted model, not a curated record. Lineage: Eukaryota; Viridiplantae; Streptophyta; Magnoliopsida; Solanales; Solanaceae.